This is a messenger RNA of Paramecium primaurelia, 376 nucleotides long. The record is from the annotation of a GenBank genome assembly. NCBI's taxonomy places the organism in Eukaryota, Ciliophora, Oligohymenophorea, Peniculida, Parameciidae.
AUGGAAAGGUUUAGAUAUGCUGAUACUUUAAUUUUUAUUAAUGGUCCUUUGACUGAUGAGUCUGUGUUACAUAAUAUAGAAAUUCAAAAAGUUGGAAAAAAUUUAAAAUUAAAAGAAGGAGAAAUAGGUAAUUAAAAGCAAAGUUUCAUCUGCUUUUAGUGUCAAACAAACUAACCAUUUGGUCCAAGAUACAUAUCAUUGAAUAAUCAAUUAGGAAGAUUUGUUGAAGAUGUAAUCUAAUUGAUAAUAUAUUUAGAAUUAUAUCGAUUAUUGUUAAUUGUGUUUUACUAAGAUUAAGAGUUAAAAUUUGAAAACAAGAGAGCUUACUCUAUUUACAAGAGUUCUCUUUGAUUAUGGAGAAUAUUCAAUGUUUUGA